Messenger RNA from Capsella rubella, 1691 nucleotides. RefSeq names its product scarecrow-like protein 15. The transcript has a single exon. The coding region runs from base 148 to 1599 and encodes 483 amino acids. Gene Ontology annotation, molecular function: DNA-binding transcription factor activity; sequence-specific DNA binding. Gene Ontology annotation, cellular component: nucleus. Gene Ontology annotation, biological process: regulation of DNA-templated transcription. The record is from RefSeq and is a predicted model, not a curated record. NCBI's taxonomy places the organism in Eukaryota, Viridiplantae, Streptophyta, Magnoliopsida, Brassicales, Brassicaceae.
UUGAAAUCUUUUUUGUUUGCACGCACUUCCUCAACGAUAAAAAGCUUACCAAUCAUACCUUUCAAAAGCCCCGCCACCUUCUUCCUCCUCCACAUAGAAAGAAAGAAAGAAAAAUAACUUUGUUAAAGGCUUCCCUUUUCACUUCAAAUGAAAAUCCCAGCUUCAUCUCCUCAGGACACGACGACCAACAACAACAGCACUGAUAGUAAUCACUUAUCCAUGGACGAACAUGUCAUGCGUUCCAUGGAUUGGGAUUCCAUCAUGAAAGAAUUGGAGCUUGACGAUGAUUCUGCUCCUAACUCUCUUAAAACCAGUUUUCCCACCUCCACCACCGACUCUACUAUCUUGCCUCUCUACGCCGUCGAUUCCAAUCUCCCUGGCUUUCCCGAUCAGAUUCAACCGUCGGAUUUCGAGUCAUCGACCGAUGUUUACCCCGGUCAGAACCAAGCGACCGGCUACGGUUUCAAUUCUCUCGACAGCGUCGACAAUGGAGGAUUUGAUUUCAUUGAGGAUCUUAUCCGCGUCGUGGACUGUGUUGAGUCGGACGAGUUACAGCUCGCUCAGGUUGUUUUAUCACGUCUCAAUCAACGUCUGAGAUCUCCCGCGGGUAGGCCGUUACAGAGAGCUGCGUUUUACUUCAAGGAAGCUCUCGGUUCUCUUUUAACCGGAAAUAACCGGACUCCUAUCCGCUUAUCUUCUUGGUCCGAGAUCGUUCAGAGGAUCAGGGCCAUUAAGGAAUAUUCCGGGAUUUCUCCGAUCCCUCUCUUCUCUCAUUUCACGGCGAACCAAGCCAUCCUCGAUUCCUUGAGCUCUCAGUCGUCUUCUCCGUUCGUCCACGUGGUUGACUUCGAGAUUGGAUUCGGUGGCCAAUACGCAUCGCUCAUGAGAGAGAUCGCCGAGAAAUCUGUCAGCGGAGGGUUUUUAAGAGUUACGGCGGUGGUAGCGGAGGAGUGCGCCGUCGAGACGAGGCUUGUUAAAGAAAACUUAACUCAAUUCGCGGCGGAGAUGAAGAUUCGUUUCCAGAUCGAGUUCGUUCUGUUGAAGACUUUUGAGAUGUUAUCGUUCAAAGCUAUUAGGUUCGUCGAGGGAGAGAGAACCGUCGUUUUGAUUUCUCCGGCGAUAUUUCGCCGUUUGAGUGGAAUCGCCGAUUUCGUGAACAAUUUACGGAGAGUAUCACCCAAGGUCGUCGUAUUCGUCGAUAGUGAAGGAUGGACGGAGAUCGCCGGAUCUGGAUCAUUCCGCCGAGAGUUUGUUAGCGCUCUUGAGUUUUACACGAUGGUAUUGGAGUCGCUCGACGCCGCAGCUCCUCCCGGGGAUUUGGUGAAGAAGAUAGUGGAAGCGUUCGUUCUGCGUCCCAAAAUCUCUGCGGCGGUGGAGACGGCGGCUGAUAGGAGAAACACCGGUGAUAUGACUUGGAGGGAAGCUUUCUGCGCCGCCGGGAUGAGGCCGAUCCAGCUAAGCCAGUUUGCCGAUUUCCAAGCAGAGUGUUUACUGGAGAAGGCGCAGGUUAGAGGAUUCCACGUGGCGAAACGACAAGGAGAAUUGGUGCUGUGCUGGCAUGGAAGAGCACUUGUUGCCACAUCAGCUUGGCGGUUUUAGAUAAACCGGGUUUGGUUUUACAACGAAAUAGAAAAUAGAAAUUGUAUCUACCGCCUUUAAUAUUUUUUUUUGGUGUUUUUUUAUCUUUUUAA